UUUGCAGCAUGGCGCGGAAGUAAUGUGGCAGCGUGACCGCGGCUACACGCAGGCCAACUGCAGUUUGCACGCCAAAGAACCACGCGGUUCGUGUGGCGUAGUUAAAAUUAUAGUAUACGAAAGUAUCCCGCAGUCUUGCACUGCUCGACGCGAGUCGUUAAAGCGGAUUUUCUAACAGUGUCGGUCAUCAAGUCGACAGCAAGGCUAGCAAUUUUGUGUCUGUGCGGAAAAUCAGAGUUGGUCUCCAACUUCGACUUGGAACCAACUUACCAGCCAUGAGCUGUUGGGAGGACAUGAUACGAGCUGUUGGGGAGAUGGGGGACACCGAUGAGCUUGCCAACAGGGAAGACCUUGUCAUGUUGAAGCUUGAGAAGCCGUUACCAAGUGGCCGUACCAUCCCCCAACAAGUGACAGCCAACGCCAGCCGCUCUGUGCUCACAACAGACCUGGAAGGCCUUACAGGCUGCCGAAGCUUUCUUAUUAAGCAGUGCUAUUCCACAGUGCUCUUUGCCGGUUUACCCGCGCUGAAGUCAACGAAGGGAUUCCUCGCCGCUGCAAAGGACAUCGUCGGGAAGGCACAGGAGCUGAUCAUUGUGCACAACAGGGACCUGGUAGCAGACCUGAUGUCCUGGUUCUCCAAGGUGACUAGGUUGAUCCUGUACCACGACCUGAUGCUGCAGAUGGAGAGCUCAAGUCACGUGCGGGAGAUGGCACACACGUCACGCCUCUGCCAGGUCUGGGGCACCACACCAGCAGUCGGCACCGAAGAGCUCUUCCUUUGCCCUCUGACGCUCACUACACUGGUUGCAAACUGUCCCAUGCUGUCAGAAAUCCAGGCACCGCUGGACGAGAUUGUGAUGCUCGCGGACCGGUUUCGGAUACAGUCGCCACAUCCGCCACCCCUGCUCAGUGAAUGCCGGGAGCUGAUGCUGGGCUCCCACUUCCUACGGCCGAACCGCAAUGCCAUAAUGAUGGACGAUGCAAGCCUGGCUUGCAUAGAAAAGGCACUCGAACGGUAUCCGCACCUCGAGCAGCUGCAGGUAACAACGACAUCCCGGAAGGUCCUUACCCGCAUCACAGAGUUCUCUAGGCUGAAGCGCAUUAACAUAAUGUACGCCGCUCAAGGUGGAAUGUGCCCUUUCGACCCUUACAUCACCAAGAUGCUGCAAGCGCUGUCCCUGACACACCUGACGCUGAAGUACUUCGAAGGGGCACAUCUUUCAACCAUUGCCCGUACCUGCAAAAACCUCGAGUGCCUUUCCCUGUUGGGCUGCAACAUCUGUAAUGAGAAGAUUCAAUCCGGCAUGUUUUCAAAACUGAAAUCGCUCGAGAUCAGCGACUCCAUCAUGGAUGACGCAUUCUUCACUCUCCUGAACGUCACCGAGGGCCUUACCAACCUUUACCUCGAUGGUGAGUGGAUCAUCUCGGCGUAUGUCGGCGGGCCGCCCGACACGUCGCACCGGCGGCCCAUCCAUCCAGCCAUGGAGCAGCUCACCCUCGUCACAAACUGGACGCUGCCGCAAUUGUGUGUGGUGCCCGAGGAAGUGCGCAGGUUGGUGGAGUCGAUGCCGGUGCUCAAGCGCCUGAGCACGGACAGCUACGACAUCCGCCUGUGCGUGCAGAACUACUACCCACGCGUGACGGUGGCAUGGACGACGUGCACGACCUGCACGGCGGAGUUCCCAAAGAUUGGCAUAAUGCAGCAUGAGAUCUGGCAUAUAGCACACUGCGACGAGGAAGAUGAAGAAAAAAAGUAGCCGUGAAAAGCUCUGCACUCUUCAUUUCUAUCGACAAAGACAACGAACAGCGUCACAAGAGCACUGCUGAUCAUUGGGCAAACACCUCCACAUCAGUACACAGAUGCUUGGUGCAAUACAGAAUGAUGUCAUGUGUAGCAAACAGUAAGCAAGCAAACAGGGUACUGAUGAACGCCCCUCUGAAGUCUUCUAGUGUCCAUUCAUGUGAAAAGCCUCUGUGUGCUUAAACAUGGGCGUUGCACCAUUGAUGCGAACUGCUGACGGUGCUCGAAACAGCAGCACAGUACAAAGCAGAGAUCUGAUCCACAGGCCAAGGAAGUGAAAACAAAAGAUACUCUUCAUGACACUGUAAAACAAGCAUGUGCUUUGAAAGUGUGGGAGUUGCUCUUCUUCAGGAUGGCUACCAGCAUCAAGGAAUUGUGCACCAUUUUAGCAAGUGGCCAUAUAGUUGCUUCCGAAAGGCAUAUUGCAGGAUGUACUAAACUGCUUCAACACAGAAAGUGUAACGACUGUCCAACAUUCAGGAGGAGGAGGAGGGGGGAUGCCCAACAAAAACGUGAUAUCCUACAUGGCCUGCUCGCACAAUGGUGUUCCCAGAGGCUGGUGCACAGAACAUUUACCAGAUCACAUUGUUAGUGUAUAGUAGCAGAGAAGAGCAUUAAUUCCUCCACCUGAAACUCUGUAGUCUUUGUCCCUAGUUGCAAGCCAAGUUCUCUGCAAUGUCACUCUCAAAAAUGACUCUUAUAACCAGCAGGAAGAAGCUACACAAUCUUUCAUGAAUUACUGAUGAUGUGAAAGGCUGACACUGUGUGGCAUGUAACUUAAUCAAAUUCCCAGAGCCACUAGUGGCCAAUUAUAAUUUGCAGGGGUGUGCACAUAGCAAAAAUUUGGAGGACGUUUAAUCUUUGCCUUUAAGGGUGGAACACGAUAGCAUUCAAAGAUUCCGAACUGCUUCUCAUGCUUCCCUGCAACUGAAGCUUAUGUAACCGUAAAGUUUACUGGGAAAUGCUGGCAGCAAAUGCUGUGCACGAAGGCAAGCUUUCUGGUAGAAACGCGGCCUCUUGCAUGGGUGGAUCCCAAAUGUGCACAGCAGCACAAAAAAAAAUUACAUAUUGUUCAGGUUUCUGUUAUUGUUUUGCACUUUUAAUGUUUAAGUCUGGGAAGAUUUAACAUAAAAGGCAUGCGCUUUUGGUGCUCUGUUUCACGACAUUUGUUUGUGGCCUGUCAUUCUCAAUAUGCCGUAGGAUAACUUCGUCAAAAAUGUAAGACAAGGUAUGAGCAACUUUAGUGAUAGAAUGGUACGACAGUAUAUAACCCGCAUACACUUCAUGUCGUAUAGCAAGGCGUGGCAUAAAUGUACCUAUAAAUAUAAAUAUACCUAAAUAUAUACAGUAAAAGCUCAUUAAUUCGAGGUCAUUGGGACCACAAAAAAUCUUCAAAUUAAGCAGGUUUUCGAAUUAGCCGAACACACCAAAAAAUGCAACCCAGGCAAAGCAUUUUGCUUCAGGAAUGCGCUACCUUUAUUCGGCGAUCUUUGGAUUACUUAAUGUAAUCAGAGAUGCUGUUUUGCCAUGUCCUGUAGUUUGAGGCUCCGAGGGUCUAUGUUUUCUAAUUGGCCAGCUACGUACAUCAUAUGAGAAUCUCCACCGUGGCACUCAACAAAACUGCAAAUGUUCAGCAAUCUGAUAACUUCCCCGAGACCAGAUGCUCAUGAGGGCUCGUUGCCGUCGUCGCUGUCAUCGCACAUGGUCACAUCAGCAGUAGCUUCACUCUCCAAGUCUGAGUGGCACGUUCGUUGAUCGUUUUUAAAGUUCAGAUACGUGGCGAAGCCGGCUGCACCAGAUUCGCUAUCCUCUGUGCAGAUUACAUUGAUGGGGUCGCAAUCCUCGGCUCCUCCUUCAUCAAGUGCACACGAAUAGUCAGCAUCAGCAUCGACGGUGCUUUCCUUCGAGAAGCCAGCGUGCUCAAAACACCGCAUUAUCAAAGUGGGUUUCGCUUGCUUCCAUGCAUUCACAAUAAGACAUAUGGCUCUGAGGAGGUCGAUGGAGUACUCCUUGACAUUGUCGUAGCGAAGGAGCGUGCGCUUGAGCAGGUGGUGGCGGUAAAUCUUCCUCGUGUGAGGAAUGACGCCUUGGCCCAUUGGCUGCGAGAUCAACGUGGUGUUCAGAGGAAUAAAUUCUGAUAGCUUUCAGGUGUGAGAUAUCACCACGCACCAGGCAAUUAUCAACAACGAAGAGUACAUUCCUCCUGUGGCCGUGAACUUGUGGUCAAGCUGCCAAACGUAACUUUCAAAUAUUGCCCCUGUGACCCAGGCUUUCUUGUUGUGCCGGUAGAUAGGCUCAUCCCUUGGCAGCAGCCGUGCAUUUUUAAAGCAGCGAAGCUUCCCACUCUUUCCACCUUAACGUUACAGCGCAAACACCUAAGACGAUGCACAAAAAGAAAGAAGGGACACACACUGGCGCUGACUAACAACUUCUUUUUUUCUUUCGUCAUCGAUGCAUAUAUAUACCUAAGCCACACAUCUGCGCAGGUGCAGAGAAUACAUUACUGACAUCUGCCAGCUUAUCGUAUACGCAAACAUAGGAAUUAAAAUUCUAAUGGGUGUAGGGACAAAGAUGUGUCACUAAUGCAAUUAUGUAUUGCCUUGUCUUUUUAUGUGGUAGGCCUCUAAGGCAAGCCGCGCUUGUUCAUUCUUGCUUUUUCCAAGAAUUAAUGUCCGAUCAAGUGGCGCCUCACAAUUGCUGCAAGAGCUUAUAUGCGCAACAAGGUGCGCUUUAUCUACAUUUUUGUUUACUUUUUGCGCAUGUUCCCUGAGUCGCUCAUUGACGCAACGCCCUGUCUGGCCAACAUAUGUCUUACCACAUGAGAGUGGAAUGCCAUAAACCACGCCGACAGCGCAGGACACGUAUGAGGCACCAUGCCGAAUUUGUCAUCCUCCUCUGCUCUCUCCGCAGGUGCGGGAACAUAGUUUUGAAAGCUUAUUUGGCGCAGAAAUUGCCAAAGGAACACCAUGCCUGCAAGCAACUUUCUUGAGUUGAUGGGUCACCUUAUGCAUAUAAGGGACCACCGCAGGCCUUCGCAUUUCACGUUUGAUGGCCGGCCUUUUUGUGGUUUUUCUUCUCUGGAUCAGAGCUUCAACCACGGCAGUCAAAAGCGACAUAGGAACCCAGCUGCCAAAAGUUUGCUGAUCUGAUUAUCAAAACUUUCUUGCAUCUUGUGCACACACGAACUCUUAAGAGCCAAUUCUAUGCAUGACGACGCAAUACCUCUUUUCACAAUCUUCGAGUGUGUAGACCUGAAGGACAACAGUUCCUUUUUCGCACGGGGUUGAUACGCCCAACACACAUGGCGUUCAUAGAAUUCAAGCUUCAGUUCCAAGAACUGCAAUAUAUUGUUUUGUGGACUCUCGUGGGUAAACACAAGACCUUGUCUGUGUACCUUAAAAUCCUCUAAAACCUUAUUGAUCAUAUCCUGGUAGAACGAGCCAAGCGGUAAAAAUGCCGAAAAAUCAUCAACGUACCUAAAAACUUUUAAAACUUUCCACUCAUUAAAAGCAUGGUCUAAAGAAUUAUCCACACUAGACAAAAAAAUAUCCACAAGGACGGGAGCAACACAUGAUCCAUACAAAUACCAUUCCGUUGUAAAUACGGUUGGUCAUUAAAAACAAUAAAGGUAGCUCGAAGGUAACAUUCUAAAAGACUUUAAAAAUUACCCACUGAAAGUCCGGUAUGAUUCUGGAACGAGAUCGUACUGCUAUAUUCAAUACAUUCAUGUACCGAAGACAGGAGUUCACGCUGUGGAACUCAAUAGAAUAAAUCUUCAACAUCAACAGAAAAGCCAAACCUACAUCCUUGUUCCCAAGCAAGAACUGCACCACAUAAUUCGAAUUCUUUGUUCGGAAAGGGUUGUUCACUGUUUUUUUUUCUCUUUCCGACUACAAGUAGUGGCAGCUUGUGUUUACCGCACAUGUUUGCGCCGAACAGAAUGGUAAUUCUUUGCUUGCCCUGCUUUCAACCCUUGACUGCGGUGUCCUUCGCUGCGAACAUUUUUGUGGGCAUCAUCUUGUAAAAAAGGGCUGCCUCGUCAAGGUUGUACACAUCGUCUGCACCUUACUCUCUAAGCAAUGGAGCCAAUGUGUGUUUCUUCCAGUCGUCGAUGACACUCUCGUUUGCGCUGCCGCUGUCGCCACAGAUGGCUACGAAGGUCAAAUGAUUGCACUCUCUAAAAUGGCUGAACCAUCCAUUGCUACACUUGAACUCUUCGUGCCUGAGUUGUAGAGCCAAGCCAUUGGCCUUCUCUCGCAGUAUUGUUCCAUUGAUGGGAAGGUGGGUUGCGUUUGCUUUCCGCAACCAGCGAAGUAAAGCGGAUUCCACAUCUUGGUACAUGGGAGCCUGUACUCACGACUGCUACGAAGAUUAUGUCUUGCUGUAGGCCUCCAGUACCUUCGACUUGUUCUUCAAUUGUGGUCAACAUCGAAAGGGGCACGCUGUACCUUUCAGCCAAUUCGGUCUUGGAACAUGUGUUCUUACCUGCUUCUUGGAUCAAGCAGAACUUCUGCUGCAGCGUUAAAGUCUUAUACUUUGGCAUCUUCUCUCACUGGUACUCCUGCAUAGUUCAGAAAAAAAAAAAAGAACACCACGCUAGGUGCAACACCCCUAACCACCUUCCACAAAGAAAUGGCGCAGACCGGCGUUGCAUGCACACACGUCGCCGCAGGUGCAGAGAGAGGAUGAGUGAACAGCAGCCAGUGGCAGCGGCACGGAACACGCACUGACGCUGGCACCGCUGAGACUGCGAGGAGCGUGCGGAGUGGGAGAAGAGAGCACGUGACAAAAACCGUAUGCCCGCUGCGUUGCAGUGAAGCAUGUCUUCUCCUCUGCAAGCGCGCAUUUCGGCAGUGCGCGGGCCAUACCGUGGACUGAUUUUUUGUGCUAGCAGUACUACGGGUCAGGCGUUUCGUCUAUAAAUAAUCAAGAGACUGCUAUGUGGCAUCUCCUCGCGGCGCCGAAUGGCCGUCGUUUCGUUGGGUUUGCGGUGAAAUGGGGAUCAGAAAUUGCCGCAUAGCACCCCAAAUCUUCAAGUUAACUGGGUUCACCUAGGCCGCCGUUUCGAAUUAUCCGGUCAAAUUUACAUUGGAAAAUACGGGACCGCUGAAAACCUUCGAAUUAUCCGUGAGUUCGAAUUAACGAGGUUUUACUAUAUACGGAAAUUUUCACCCACGAACAACUCUGCAGACAAUGAAUUUUCUGCAACACGGGGCCUUUAAGGCUAUUGCGUUAGAAUUUUCUAAUACAAAUUGAAUAUGAAUACAUAUUUGAAUACUAAAUUGAAUAAUGAUAUGCACAUGCAUUUAGUUGCAAGUUGGGCUAUUUUAAAAUGUUGGAACUUCGUUCUGUCAGAACAUGUUGGACUGUUGGGAUUGGUAGACAUGCUGGUACCUUUCCACGGUUGAGUUGUGAUUGGCUGGCAUGUUAGUGCCUUGGCUUGGUCAAUAUUUAUGAUUGACUGGCAUGCUGGUGCCUUUCUUUGCAAGGUGUGUUGUUUGGCCAGUUGGUUUAUGAUACGGAAUAAACGGACACAUUCACUGCGGCA
This is a messenger RNA of Dermacentor albipictus, 7349 nucleotides long. RefSeq lists its product as uncharacterized. The record is from RefSeq and is a predicted model, not a curated record. Lineage: Eukaryota; Metazoa; Arthropoda; Arachnida; Ixodida; Ixodidae.